CGGCGGUUCCAGCUCGCUCAGUACCAGUGCCUGCUGGUGAAGUACGCCAAGGACACGCGCUACGGCAUCUCUGGCGUCUCCACACAUGACAAGAACACCAUGGAGGCCCUGCCAGCCUGCCUCCUCAAGGACGUGUACCAGGAGGCGCUGGGCUCUGCGGUCAUCGGCAUUGAUGAGGGCCAGUUCUUCCCAGACAUCGUGGAGUUCUGCGAGAUGAUGGCCAAUGCUGGGAAAACCGUCAUUGUUGCUGCUCUUGAUGGGACUUUCCAGAGAAAGGCCUUCGGGAGCAUCCUGAACCUGGUGCCGCUGGCAGAGAGUGUGGUGAAGCUGAACGCUGUGUGCAUGGAGUGCUACCGAGAAGCCUCCUACACAAAGAGGCUGGGAGCAGAGAGGGAGGUUGAAGUGAUUGGAGGAGCAGACAAGUACCACUCUGUCUGCCGAGCCUGUUACUUCCGCAAGCGACAUCAGCAGCCUGGGUCGGAAAACAAGGAGAACGUGCCCAUGGGGGUGAAGCAGCUGGACGUGGCUGCCUCCCGGAAGAUCUUUGCUUCUUGACUGCUGGGCUCCCCCAUGGGGAAAAACAAGAGGAAGGAAGCUAAAUGCUGUGGCUCCCAGAUGCUAGAUCUGGCUUCCCCCGCUUUUAGCAAAACUGUUAAAUGUCUUAGCUCUACCUGCCAAACCAAGCCGCUGUCCCUCUGCACCGAGCACCAGGAAAGAGGAGGAUCAACUGGACCUGAUGCCGGGGGGGAGCUGAAGCGGGAGCCUGACUAAAAGUGAGUUCCUUUCUCAGAACACAGAAAAGAGACAGGUGUAGUUACUGAUGCUGCCACACAAACAGGUCCUGGAAAACUGUCACAGCAAGCCAGGCCGCAGGGCUUCCAUCGCUCGCCAUAGUUCUGGCCUGCUCUCCUGGUCUUCUGUGUACGUUCAGACUGGCACUGGUGGCUGGUUCGCUUGCCUGUGACCACAACUGCUUCUUUCUCUUGUGCACUGUUGCUAAAUUCCAGGUUUCUUAAGACAAUGUGCAGUAACUUAGUAUUUUAAACCCACUUCCUUUUUUAACGCAGUUUGAGGAGAUAACCCGUUCCUUGUCGUAGAGCUGUGGCACAACUUUUCAACUGACACACGUAUCAGCAGCCUGGCCCUCAGCAGUCCUUUUGAAUGAUCGUGCACGGCUUGUCUGUUUGCCGUUACGCCCACUUGCUGUAACUGUCUUGUAAAUUUUUAUUGAAACAAAGGGGGGGGGGGACGACGGCCUGACAGUAGGCUCUUCCUAGCUUUUGAACUUUAAAAGGGCUAGCAGCAGUCUAGUAGUAGUCUGUGUAUUAAAACAGUCCUUCUGGAAGAACUAGACGUUCACUUUGGGAAGAGCCUCCUCUCCAAAAUCAGGGUGUUUUUGCUCAGGUCCAAGCUUGGUGCUGCCACUUCGGUGCUUAGUUACCUGUGAAGGGUUUGGAGGCUCAGGACUUAAUCUGUAAAGGUUUGGGCUACUGUUUCUGCGAAGAUCCAGCUACUUGGAAAAGGGUCUCUGAGUGUAUGGUUCUCAACUCUAGUCAUGUAUCUUGCUCCCUCCUGAGCCUUCCAAAAAUUCUCGAGGCUGAUUCUUCCUCUGCUGUAAGUUGACUGAAGGAUCCUCUUCCCCCUUUGUUUGACUUGGCUUCUGGAAGGUUUUUUGGGUGGGUUGUUUGUUUUUUUUUUUUUUUUCUUUUUGCAAAAGUCCAUUUCCCUGUAAGCCAGCUCUUGGUUCCGGCCAGGUUAAAUCUCCAUGUGCAAAUGCAAUGCUCUCUGUUUGCCUACACCCUCCAGUGAGGAUGAGGCACCUCCCUAGAAGGUUACAAGAGCCAUCUGAAACCCCCUGCUCCCUCUGCGUUACUUGAAGCGAUGACAGUUGUAGUACUCACAAGCACUUGAUUGCCAGGCCUGGGCUUUCCCCUUAGGGACGGGGAAAGCAGCACUGCUACUGGUUUAGGUUAAUAAAUAACU
Aptenodytes forsteri (emperor penguin) is the source of this 1983-nucleotide messenger RNA. RefSeq names its product thymidine kinase 1 (gene TK1). NCBI's taxonomy places the organism in Eukaryota, Metazoa, Chordata, Aves, Sphenisciformes, Spheniscidae. The record is from RefSeq and is a predicted model, not a curated record. The transcript has 5 exons. Gene Ontology annotation, biological process: thymidine metabolic process. The annotation marks the transcript as partial. Gene Ontology annotation, molecular function: ATP binding; thymidine kinase activity.